Messenger RNA from Cryptomeria japonica (Japanese cedar), 1897 nucleotides. RefSeq names its product DELLA protein GAI1. Gene Ontology annotation, molecular function: sequence-specific DNA binding; DNA-binding transcription factor activity. Gene Ontology annotation, cellular component: nucleus. Lineage: Eukaryota; Viridiplantae; Streptophyta; Pinopsida; Cupressales; Cupressaceae. The record is from RefSeq and is a predicted model, not a curated record. The transcript has a single exon. Gene Ontology annotation, biological process: regulation of DNA-templated transcription. Bases 65 to 1609 code for a protein of 514 amino acids.
UCAUCACACGAGUGAAUUAUAUAUUCUUGGAAAUGGCACAGAAUUUGCAGAGGCAUAAAGAAAAAUGGGCUUAGCAAACGAGAUAGGUCCUUCUCCAUGUCUCUCAGUUCAUACUCUCAAUCACAUUCUCUGCGAAGAAAGCAUGCCUUCUAUGGAUCAGAGUUUUGUAUUGCCAGCCCAACAAAAUUUUCCAUUUUCGAUCACCAAUAACCAGGAGCAGAAUGAUCUUCUGAAAAGCAUGAGUAAUCAGAUAAUCUCACAGCAGUUUCCUGAGUUUUCAUUUCCAGACCAUGAUUUUUCUGAGUCUCCUGCUUUAUUCAGCAAGGAAAUGCUCACAAAGGAGGAAACUUUGACGUCUGAAGAAAUCUUAAAAAUGGCCGGCACCCGUUAUAUUGGGGGCACUGGUUAUCGCUGUGAGUCUUAUUUUGCCAUUCCAGCUCUUCCAACAGAAGAUCAGAGCGGAUUAGAUUUGGCCCAGAUUCUGUUUGUCUCUGCAGAGAUGAUGAGCAACAGGCGAUAUGAUCAAGCCAUCAAACUGCUGAGGCAAUGCCGGAACUUUUCUUCACAGUGGGGAAAUCCUAUGCAGAGGGUCUGUUAUUACGUCUCUGGGGCGCUAAUGGAGAGAAUCGAACGAGAGACCAGGCAGGAGAUAAAGAAGAGUCCUAAAGCACAUCUGGAUGUUGCCUACAAUUUUGAGAGUGGAAAAACUAAGACUGAGUUUUAUGGCCUGGUGGCUUUUUACACUAGGGUUCUUCCUUAUGUGAAACUGCUGCAGUUUACGUCUAUGCAGGCAAUUAUAGAGGCUGUGGGGAAUGCGAAUAAUAUUCAUGUGAUAGAUCUGGGGAUUCGAACCGGGUGUCAGUGGACGGUUUUGAUGCAGUAUCUUGCCCUAAGAGGUGGUUCUUCUUCUCUGGAGCUUCUGAAGAUCACAGCCGUUGGAAUGGAUGGGGAAGAGCUGAAGGUUAGUGGGAGAAGACUUGAUGAGUUUGCUAAAUCUUUGGCGAUUCCGUUUUGUUACAGGACUGUGGAGAUCUCAAGCAUGGAGGAAAUUAAUGAAGGUUUAUUUGAUGUUAAACAAGGUGAGGCUCUUGCAGUUUAUGCUCCUAUUGUUCUGAGAAGUCUGUUAUAUAAGCCGGUUCUUCUUGAAUGUGUUGUAAAUGUUGUAAAAAAGUUAAGGCCUAGGAUAAUGGUGGUCACAGAAAUUGAAGCGGAUCAUAACUCUCCUUCUUUUGAGAAUCGAUUUAUUGAGGUACUUUUCUAUAUUAGCACUUAUUUUGACUCCUUGGAUGUUGCCUUGCCGGAUAGAAAUGAUAUUCAGAGGGUCAAGUUUGAGGAAAUGUUCUGUGGGAGCCAGAUAAGGAAUAUGAUCGUUUUUGAGGGGAAUGAUAGGAGGGUUAGACAUGUUAGAACUGAUGUGUGGAGGUGCUUUUUUAGACAUACGGGAUUGAAGGAAAUGGGGUUUAGCUACCAAGCUUGGUAUCAGGCUAGAUUGCUGUUGAAGAAAUUUCGGGGAGGAGAUUUUUAUAGUGUGGAGCCCAAUGGACCUGCCAUAACUAUUGGGUGGAAAGGAACCCCAUUAGUUACAGUUUCUGCAUGGACUUGUAACUGAAUGUGGGUGUUGUAAAUGUAAAUAAAUGCGUGUAGAUGCUUGCUCAUUGAUCUUAUCCUUGUUUAAAUCUUUUCGUUCAAGUGUCUCUUACCCAAUCAUACGAAAGCUAAAUGUAUAAAUAUAGUCUCACCUGCUACUGCCCUAAAAAAAUACUAGAGAUUUUAAUAUUCCUUCUGCAAAAAAAAUUACUUUGCUUUUUUGUUUCAAUUCAAAAUCGAAUGAUAAUCAAUUACAUGUUCAAUUAUUCUGUUUUAUAUUAGUAUUCUAUAUAAAAAAUGGCUGUUCUUA